CCUUUAUCUCUGCAUCUAUUGCCCCUCUCACAAUCUCUCUCCUCUCUGUGUCACUCACUCUCUAGAAUGCCUCUAUUCUUGUGUGUCGGUCGCAUAACCAUAGAAACAUAGAGAAGAAAAGAGAAAGAGAAGCAUUGAUAGGGCCAAUUGUGAGAGAGAAGUUUUCUAUGUUUGGGGGAGAGAGAUCUGCACUAUAAACUAGUGUAUUCUCACUCAAUCAAGAAGGGGCAUUGCCAUUUCAACACCAUACAAAAAGUACACACCAUCACUCCCACUGUUUUUCUCUCCUAAGAGUAAGAACCACAUACAUUGUUGCGAAAAUGGUCGAAUCUCAGCCCAAGUUCUUCAUCCCAGAGUCGUUCCAGGGAGCGAAUUUCGACUUGGCUGCGCAGAUUAGAAUGGUGUGGGAAGUGAUCAAGGCGCCACUCAUCGUGCCUCUGCUGAACGUGGGCGUGUACAUUUCCCUCGCCAUGGCCCUCAUGCUCUUCAUGGAGAGGGUCUACAUGGGCAUCGUCAUCAUCCUCGUUAAACUCUUCUGGAAGAAACCUCACCAGCGUUACAAGUUCGAUCCCCUCGAAGAAGACGAGGAACUCGGAAACACCAAUUUCCCCGUCGUGCUCGUUCAGAUUCCAAUGUUCAACGAAAAAGAGGUGUACAAGGUGUCGAUUGGGGCAGCUUGUAAUCUUUCAUGGCCUUCGGACCGUCUCGUGAUCCAAGUGCUUGAUGAUUCUACUGACCCUACAGUGAAGCAAAUGGUGGAGACGGAAUGCCAGAGAUGGGCGAGCAAGGGCAUAAACAUAGUGUACCAAAUCAGAGAAACGAGAGGAGGCUACAAAGCUGGUGCUCUAAAAGAAGGCCUUAAACGUAACUACGUCAAACACUGCGAAUACGUGGCUAUUUUCGAUGCAGAUUUCCGUCCUGAGCCUGAUUUUCUAAGACGUUCCAUUCCUUUCUUGGUUGGCAACCCCGACAUUGCUCUUGUUCAAGCUCGUUGGAGAUUUGUGAAUUCAGAUGAGUGUUUACUAACAAGAAUGCAAGAGAUGUCAUUGGAUUACCAUUUCACAGUCGAGCAAGAAGUUGGGUCAGCCACUCAUGCUUUCUUUGGUUUCAACGGAACUGCUGGUGUGUGGAGAAUAGCUGCUAUCAAUGAAGCUGGAGGGUGGAAAGACAGAACAACAGUGGAAGAUAUGGACCUUGCUGUUCGUGCUAGUCUUAGGGGAUGGAAAUUUUUGUACCUUGGGGACCUCCAGGCUAAAAGUGAGCUUCCUAGUACUUUGAGAGCCUUCAGAUUCCAGCAGCAUCGAUGGUCUUGUGGUCCUGCUAACUUGUUCCGCAAAAUGGUGAUGGAGAUAGUGAGGAACAAGAAAGUGAGGUUUUGGAAGAAAGUGUAUGUUAUAUACAGCUUCUUCUUUGUUCGUAAAAUCAUAGCCCACAUGGUUACCUUCUUCUUCUACUGUGUUGUAAUCCCCCUUACAAUUUUGAUCCCUGAGGUUCAUGUUCCAAUAUGGGGAGCUGUUUACAUUCCUUCCGUCAUCACCAUUCUCAAUUCAGUUGGAACACCAAGGUCCAUUCACCUUCUGUUCUAUUGGAUCCUUUUUGAGAAUGUAAUGUCUUUGCACCGUACCAAGGCAACAUUUAUAGGUUUGUUAGAAUAUGGAAGGGCCAAUGAAUGGGUUGUAACUGAAAAACUUGGUGACUCUGUCGCCAAUAAUAAGAAUAAAUCAGGAGAUGCUGCCAAGAAGAAUAAUGUCAUCAAGGCCCCCAAAAAGACUCGAUCCAAGUUUGUUGAAAGACUCAAUUUACUGGAACUUGGAUUUGCGGCAUUCCUCUUCGUAUGUGGAUGCUAUGAUUUUGUGCAUGGGAAACACAACUACUUUAUCUACCUCUUCCUUCAGACCAUUACCUUCUCAAUUGUGGGAUUUGGCUACGUUGGCACCAUUGUGUAAAGCUGGUUGAACCAACAUCUCAAGUUACUUAAGUUUCAUCAGUGUUGUGUCCAUAUUUUUCUAGUUUCUCCUCUAAAAAAAUCAAGGGGAGCUGAUUUCUUCAAGCAACAAAACGCUGUACCAAACCAUCCACAGCUAGUUAGAGCAAAUCAUUUUCAAUUUCGGAAAGCAAAAGUACUUUCCAUGAUUUCAUUGUCAUCAAUCAAGAAGAUACAGAUCACAGGCAAAGUGCUGUUGUUACUAGAAUUGCAUUAUACAGAUGAAGAUCUACCAAAAAGCACUUAAGUUAGAGCCUUAGACAUGAAGUAGACAGUGUGAUUUUGUUUGCAUAGAUUGUUUUGUGAGAUUCUAUAGUUAUAUAUUUCGUGAGUCCUUUAUUUUUUAGGUUUGCUUAGUCUGAGCCAAAUAAACUGGUGGAUAAAAAUGCGCUUCUAAUUCAGGUUAUUUGUCAUUUUUCCCCCCAAGCAAUGGAUUUUAUUUAUCAUUCAUGCAAUCAUUUGAUGCUUUAAUUGA
Cajanus cajan (pigeon pea) is the source of this 2459-nucleotide messenger RNA. RefSeq names its product glucomannan 4-beta-mannosyltransferase 2. The record is from RefSeq and is a predicted model, not a curated record. Gene Ontology annotation, molecular function: mannan synthase activity. Lineage: Eukaryota; Viridiplantae; Streptophyta; Magnoliopsida; Fabales; Fabaceae. Gene Ontology annotation, cellular component: Golgi apparatus.